Molecule: messenger RNA, 1606 nt
Organism: Chilo suppressalis (striped riceborer)
Lineage: Eukaryota; Metazoa; Arthropoda; Insecta; Lepidoptera; Crambidae
Source: the annotation of a GenBank genome assembly
CGUCGUUGUCAUUUGUCACGUUUGUGUAUCGAUUUUUGGAAUGAGGAAAGUUCAUUAUGAAAAAGGACGCCUUGAAUUCAUCAUCGUACUAUUUAAUUGUUAUGAGUUUGCCAUAUUUUCUUUACUGACGCUGUUAUUAUGUCAUAUUAAAAUUAAUAGUGACGACUGCUUUUACUGGCAGCCAAUGUCAAAAGCGUAGUGACGAUUGCGCGGGAAUUAAACUUCAGCUACCCUGAGUAACUUCGCCACGCUGCGUAGAUCAGUGAUCAAAGUUAUGAAGAUCAAACUGCCGCGCGACCGCUUUCCGUCGACCUCAUCGACGGAAGACAACGAGAGCGGUACGGACUGGGAGCACCCGCACGCGGUGCAGCACCCCCACCCGGCGAUGCUGCACCAGCGCCACCCGCCGCCGCCGCCGCCCGCCGUGCUCGCGGGCACGGUGCGCAAGCGGCGCGGCAACCUGCCCAAGCACUCCGUCAAGAUCUUGAAGCGAUGGCUGUACGACCAUCGCUAUAACGCGUAUCCGAGUGACGCCGAGAAGCUCGCCCUCAGCCAAGAGGCCAAUCUGACCGUGUUGCAGGUGUGCAAUUGGUUCAUUAAUGCGCGCCGGCGUAUCUUGCCGGAGAUGAUUCGGCGGGAGGGCCACGACCCGCUGCACUACACGAUAUCGCGGCGCGGACGCAAGCAGCCGAUGGCGCCAGGGGUGGGCUCCAUCAUCGGCCUCCCUGGGCCCUCUGCCUCGGGAGUCACGCUAGGCCCCGGCUCCAGCGUAACCGUCACUUCGUGGGAUGGAGUCGUUGUACAGAAUGGAGAACACGUUCGCAACCACGGCUUCGGCGACGGUCUGCUGGUGUACCGCAGCGAGGGUGACGAGCUGGUAGACGCUGAGGAGGGGUACUCCAGCGCCCUGAGCGAGGAAGAGGUGAAAUACGACCCCUCCGUGUGGCAGUCCGUCAUACGCUACGCCCCGGACGACCGCGACUUCCACCCGGCUACUAGAGGAACUGCGGCCGUCGUUACAGUUACGACGCCUAUGGAGCUAGCUCAGCAGGCGAGCGGGGCCGUGACGAUGGCUAGGGACGGGGGUUGGCACUCGCACUCGGUGCAGCUGCCGCCGCAGAUGCCGCCGCUGGCGCUGCCGCUGCCGCCGAUGCCGCGCCGCAUGCAGGUGGUGCCGGGCGAAGGGGAAGGAGAGCAGUUUAAAUGCCUCUACCUCCUCGUGGAGACCGCGGUUGCCGUACGUCAGCGGGAAAAGGAACAAGAGGAGGCCAUUCUCCCGAUCUAAGUUUAAAAAGUUAAGGAACAGUUAGAAUAAGAUUAACAGAUAGGAUAAUAUGAAGUUCAAAGUAAUUGUUUGCCCCUAUGGAUUUUUAUACAUACUUAGUUAAAACUACUGAUGGCCCUCGUUUAUUAGAUAGACAUAGAGAAAAAAACGUAGGUGUAAGGAUAAUUUUAUUAUUCUCUAAUUUGCGGAAGAACCCAAAGUUGUAAAUUUGCCGGACGUCUGUUCAGACGUCUCAAUGUUGAUUAAUAGUAAUGAGUUCUACACACAGAAAGAGGUUUGAAGGGUGAUCAUAGACCGUUUGUACGGGAACCGAUGUCGCCG